Larimichthys crocea (large yellow croaker) is the source of this 8838-nucleotide messenger RNA. Its product is annotated as histone deacetylase 4. Gene Ontology annotation, biological process: negative regulation of transcription by RNA polymerase II. The transcript has 29 exons. NCBI's taxonomy places the organism in Eukaryota, Metazoa, Chordata, Actinopteri, Sciaenidae. The record is from RefSeq and is a predicted model, not a curated record. The coding region runs from base 519 to 3761 and encodes 1080 amino acids. Gene Ontology annotation, molecular function: histone deacetylase activity.
GAAUGGCGGAGCAGCUGGCUCAAUGGUUUCUGUACAGUACCGACGGGUCCUAAAACCCUGCUGCGUGUCUGUGGAUGCUCCUGCACACUGAGGGGUGGGGGGGAAAGGUGCACAAUUCAGCCUGACUGUUUGGUGGAAGGAAUCCUGCCACAACACACCACUGGGGUCUCCACCUGUGGCUCAGUGUGAUGAAGCCUUAAGAAACAGCUCCUCUCUGUCCCUCCUUGGCCUGGCGCCUCUACCUGGCAGCACUGACUUGGCUGCGAAGCGCAUGGUGGUCACUACAGCCACCACGGAGGUGCACUAACACCCUCAUCCCUCACCGCUUACUUCUGUCAAAUCUGCCUGGCGACAACAACCAUAACAAUGAGCUCUCACAGUCGAUCAGGUGGUUUGACCAACAACGAGCAGCCUUUGGAACUUCUUAAACCAGCCACACGCAACCAUUUUGUUCAGAAUCUCGUGGGGAAGAGAGGAAAAGUAGUAUCUAUGUGGACGUGAGCUCGGCAGCACUGCCCAUGCAGGUGCCCCCCACCGCCACAGCCAUUCUUCCCAUGGACCUGCGUGUAGUAGACCAUCCCCACCACCACCACCACCACCAGCAGCCCUCCUUCGGCCUGGUUCCUCAACCCCAUCCCACGCCGCCCACCUCCACAGCUUGUCCCGCAUCCUCAGAGCCAGGCCGUGGUCCAGUCAUUAACCACCAGGAGCAGCAGCUGCAGCAGGAGCUGGUAGCUCUCAAACACAAGCAGCAACUCCAGAGACAGCUACUGAUUGCUGAGUUCCAGAGGCAGCAUGAACAGCUGUCGCGACAACAUGAAGUCCAGCUGCAGGAGCAUAUCAAGCAUCAACAGGAUUUACUGGCGCUCAAGCACCAACAGGAGCUGCUGGAGCACCAGAGGAAGAUGGAGCAGCAGCGUCACGAGCAGGAGCUGGAGAAACAGCAACGUGAAUACAAACUCCAACAGCUUAAAAACAAGGACAGGGGACAGGAGAGUGCAGUCGCUAGUACAGAGGUUAAGAUGCGACUUCAGGAGUUUGUCCUGAACAAGAAGAAAGCCCUGGCUCAGCGAAACCUAAACCACUGUCUGCCCAGCGACCCACGCUUUUGGUAUGGAAAAACACAGCACAGCUCUUUGGACCAGAGCUCUCCUCCUCAAACAGCAUUGUCAGCGUACAACCACCCAAUGCUGGGCACAUAUGACUCAAAAGAUGACUUCCCUCUCCGCAAAACAGCCUCUGAGCCCAAUCUGAAGCUUCGUUCCCGACUAAAGCAGAAAGUGACAGAGCGUCGCAGCAGCCCUCUGCUCCGAAGGAAAGAUGGUCCCAUCACUACUGCCAAGAAGCGUUCCUUAGACGUGGCUGAGUCUGCAUGCAACAGUGCACCAGGCUCAGGUCCCAGCUCCCCCAACAACAGCUCCAGUAACAUCCCCAGUGAGAAUGGGGUCACCAUCUCCAGCAGUCCAGGAGAGGCCUCUUUGCUUCAGAGGUUGGCUGCAAGAGAAGGUUCAGUUAGCCAACUCUCUCUCUACACCUCUCCUUCUCUGCCCAACAUCACCCUGGGACUACCAGCCACAGGUCCUGCUAGCACCGUGGUAUCAGGACACCAAGAUGGUGAGAGUCGUCUGGCAUUGCCUGCGUUACAGCAGGGCAUUCCUCUGACCCCUCCAUUCCUGCCCACUGCCCACCUGCCCUCCUACUUGGCAUCUUCAGCUCUGGACAGGGAGGGGGCUGGAGGGGGUACGGCUGGUCACAACCCCCUUCUCCAACACAUGGUACUGCUGGAACAGGGCCACAGUCCAAUUGUUGGUCUGGGUGGCCUCCCACUGCCGUCACCUGCUGUCUCCAAACUUGCACGGGGCCACCGUCCCCUGGGAAGAACCCAGUCAGCACCUUUGCCCCAGCAGCAAUGUGGCCAGGCCCAGGCUCUGCAGCAGCUAGUGGUCCAACAGCAGCACCAGCAGUUCCUGGAGAAACACAAACAACAGUUCCAGCAGCAACAGCAGCAGCACAUCAUCAACAAGAUCAUGUCCAAGCCCAGUGAUCAGGUCUCGGCUGUAAGCUCCAGCGCCUCAGGGCCGGCGAGACAGCACCAGAGUCACCCAGAGGAAACGGAAGAGGAACUUAGGGAGCACCAGGAGCUCUCCACCUCAUCCUCAUCCUCAUCCUCUACAUCUAUACAGGAGACAGGGCCUCUGCGAGGGCUGGUCAUCAAGCAGGAGCCCCCAGACCCUCAAGAGCAGGAUGAGAGGGAGCAGAGGGACAGACAGGCCGAGAAGGACUUCCUGUUCCGACAGCAGCAGGCUCUGCUGUUAGAGCAGCAGCGAAUCCACCAGUUGAGAAACUACCAAGCCUCCAUGGAAGCCGCCGGGUUAUCAGUCAGCUUUGCCGGACACCGCCCCCUCUCCAGGGCUCAGUCUUCUCCAGCGUCCGCCUCCUUCCCCAUGGUAGUACAGGAGCCACCUGCCAAGCCUCGAUUUACUACAGGUCUGGUUUAUGACUCUUUGAUGCAGAAGCACCAGUGUAUGUGUGGGAACACCACCAGUCAUCCAGAGCACGCUGGCCGCAUCCAGAGUAUCUGGUCCCGACUGCAGGAAACAGGCCUCAGGGCGCACUGCGAGUGUAUCCGUGGUAGGAAGGCCUCACUCGAGGAGUUGCAGACAGUCCACUCUGAAGCCCACGUCCUGCUGUACGGGACCAACCCACUUCGGCAGAAACUAGAUUGUUCAGUGAGUCCCAUGUUUGUGAGGUUACCAUGUGGAGGCAUAGGGGUGGACAGUGACACUAUUUGGAAUGAGGUCCACUCGUCCAGCGCUGCUCGUCUGGCCGUCGGUUCGGUGGUGGAGCUCGUCUUCAAAGUUGCAUCGGCGGAACUGAAGAAUGGCUUUGCUGUAGUUCGACCACCUGGACACCACGCUGAGGAGAGCACGCCUAUGGGCUUCUGUUAUUUCAACUCAGUUGCAAUAGCAGCCAAGCUUCUGCAACAGAGGCUCAAUGUCAGUAAAAUCCUCAUUGUGGACUGGGAUGUUCACCAUGGUAAUGGCACCCAGCAGGCCUUCUACACAGACCCCAGUGUUCUCUACCUGUCACUGCAUCGCUAUGAUGAUGGGAACUUCUUCCCUGGCAGUGGAGCACCUGAUGAGGUGGGCAGCGGACCAGGUGUAGGCUUCAAUGUGAACAUGGCCUUCACUGGAGGACUGGAACCUCCUAUGGGUGAUGCAGAGUACCUGGCUGCAUUUAGGACGGUGGUUAUGCCUAUUGCAAAUGAGUUUGCCCCAGACGUGGUUCUCGUAUCUUCAGGCUUUGAUGCGGUAGACGGACAUGCCUCUCCCCUGGGAGGAUACAAACUGACAGCCAAAUGCUUUGGCUACCUGACCAGGCAGCUGAUGGGUCUGGCAGGCGGUAGGUUGGUGCUUGCCCUGGAGGGGGGUCAUGACCUCACAGCCAUAUGUGAUGCCUCCGAAGCCUGCGUCUCUGCUCUGCUUGGCAAUGAGUUGGACCCCAUUCCUGACGAGGUGCUACAGCAAAGACCGAAUGCCAAUGCUGUUCACUCUAUGGAAAAAGUUCUUGAAGCUCACAGUAAAUACUGGCGCUCACUGCAACGCUCUGCCUCCACGCUCGGUUGCUCGUUGAGUGAAGCUCUUCAACGCGAUGCAGAAGAAGCUGAGACUGUCUCCGCUAUGGCUUCGUUGUCUGUCGCCAACAAGCACAUUGGAAAGAGGGCUGAAGAGGAACCAAUGGAAGAGGAAGCUCCUAUGUAAAGAAACAUCCUGAGCCUUUGACCACUGAGACCAGUCAUUUUUAACAGUGUCCUUAUCCAGUCCGUGUCAAUUUAAAUGCCGCUCUCGUGUCUCACCCAUGCCAUAUCAACAUGGCAUGUUAUUGUGGGAGAGAACAAGCAGAGCUGACAAAAGUGGUGCUCAAAGGAACACUGAAGAGGCGGGAUGUAUUCACUGAUCAGCAGUGCACAGACUGAUCAGUAUAAAUGUGUCGCAUUGUCUCUUCAAGACCUUGGAUAUAAGAGGAUUGUCUCAACCAUCCCACGGUGACAACCUCGACUGACAGUGCUUUUAAAACAAGAGACGAGAUGUACUUUUUGAAUGCCAGUCGGAACCAUACACAGACGUUCUUCUUUUCUUAUUAUUCUGUUCUUUCUGUGCUUUAUCUUUAUCUUCUCACUUUCUGAUGUGAUUGUAACUCUGCACUAUGGAUGAAUCAUUCCUGCUAUUUUGAGGUAUCCGGAACAAAGUGGUUGAAUUUCCUGCAGCUUUCCAACGUGGUUGAAGAUUACAGAUGAGAGAGGUCAGCAUGUGUUCUGAUUACAGUGAAAGACUGUGCAUUCGUGCCUUUUUUUCAAACCUGGUGGAUUUUCUGUUGAACUCUACUGAAAGAGCUUUGCCUUAAAAAAAAAACAGAUUGGGGAGCGAGGCCUCUUCUCCCUAACCCCUUAAACAUUUCUAUCCUGGCAAGCCAUCCAAUGCCUGCAUGUUGUUGGCACAUAGACUGGAGGACCUUGGCAUGUUUACCUAUAAUUCUCUGCAAGCAACCUACUGUCUCUCUCUCCCUGUACCUCCAUCAUUUCUUCCCUCCGCUCAUUUUUAAUCUCAGUUUAGAAGGUAGUUCCCAGCAACAAGUUGAAGGUGGUUCAGUUUGAAAGGAAGUAAAGGUGGGAUUAGUAUUACUCAGUGUAACCGUGUAUCAGACCUGUUGCCAGAAGAAACCUCUUAGACAAGCAUCUGAAUUAUUUUAUUUUUUAAGUAUGCGUUAAUUACCUAUACGUGCUUAUCCUUUAAAUGGUUAAAGGGUUCUGACUUUGGGCAAGAGGCAUGGCUGACACAGAUGGACAACCCUUCAUAUGUAGUAACCUAGCCUGCAUGUCUUUGAACUGUGGGAGAAAGAAGAAGAGAAAAGAACCCGCAAACUCCACACAGAAAAGCCACCCACUCAUUUUAACCAUCAAAAACAAUUAAUGGAAAAUAAUUCAACUUUCUCAAAGCCCUUGAAGCAGCGUAAAUCACAUCUUGACAACACCAACUCUUCUAGUUUAGUAACAUGCACUCUACUAGAACCAUCCUCUUCAUACUGUAUGUAGUUAGACAAUAAUUAAACCAAAGCAUGAUGGACUUUAAUCUCUGUAGAGUCCAUUUUUUUUACAUUACAAUAAAGGAUAGAGAGGAAUUAAUCUCAUAUGGGCCAAUUUGUUGAACCAGCCCUCUCUUUAAGACAACUCUGUCUCCGUGGUAACAAUGACCAUACCACCUGGGAUUUUCCAGUGCCGCACAGGCUCUCACAGCUGGUUUAACAUCUUUAGCCUCUUGUUAAGCACAUCUGCUCCCCAAAUGUCAAAUGCUGUGAGGCAGGUGUGUGUACGUCUGUGCAUAGACAGCGGAGCACAAGCUGCUCUUUAUAAAUAUUCAAGUGUAUACACAUAUUUUUAUAGUUUCUUUAUUAAUUGUCCAUUUCUUGUGACUGGUGAUACAACCAGUGGGACAAGCCCAUGCAUAAUGAAUAUCCAUGCAGCUUUGUAUAGCACAUGUAGCUCUGGAUUCUGUAUCCUCUUGUACGGUCGGGUGAAUUGGGUAUAAAUAUCUUUAGUAUUGAAAAAAACAGGACUAAAGGUUAUCAGAGCCCAACCCUACUAGCCAAACUACACAACACACCAGCCUAGUUGGAGUAGAAUUUGGUUUGUUUUGGCAUGUAAAACACUUAAAUGUCUUUUCUUUUCUUUCUAUGUUCUUUUAAAAAUUGUACACGUCUGAUAAAACACACUCAGUGUGCAAAGGUUAACUUCCUGUCUGUAACCAUCCUUCCAACUUGUGUUUGGCCCCUGGGCAACUACCUUCUCUCAUCUUUGUGUCAUCUACAAGCAAAUCACAUUUAAUGUAUAUUUUUCAGUGGAGAACAGGAAAACGGAGUGCUGUGGUUUUUACUGUUGUUUACUGUACAUAGGACAUCGAUCUCCUGAGUAUUCCUGCCACAUGUUUGUCAAUGACUACUCUACUUUUGUUUCUUUUUCCUCUCAUUUGUCUUUCUUUUUUCAGUGGACUCCAGUGAUUUCUUUUUCUUUCUUUUUUUUACUUUUUUUAUAUGCUUUCCUGUUAUUUUGUUCAUGUCCCCCUCACUGUCUCUCUGUUACAUUGUAAAGCUGACAUACUUCACAACAGGUGAGGGUUCUGAUUCUGUUUUUAGUGGACAUGACAUGACUACGUUUUCUGGGUUCAGGGUUUUUGUGGGGGGAUUGGGAUGCAAAUGUUUCUACUUUGUAUAAUGAUGGACAAUUGUGUAUUUACUGUUUGUUCAUAGUAGAUUUAUAUAUAAAAAGAAAUGAGUAUAUUAUAUAUAUAUAUAUAUAUAUCUAUACAUAAUGAAAUACUAUGACCUUGUUUUUUUGAAGUUGGUAUUGAAAAACGAUACUUUCCAUGGGUCUUACUUACAGUUGACCCUUUUUAGGGUGUUUCUGAAGGCACCAUGUGUACUGUCCUUGGUUACAGUUGGUUACGUGUUCAGUAGCAUUUUACUGGUUGUAUUUUUGUCUUUCAACACUGAUGACUACUUUUUGGCUUCAUUCAUUGCAUCGGCACCAUGCCAUACAGUAGGUGUGCCACUGCCCUCUGCCCCGUUCAGCCUUGCAUAUUCAUGCACAUGUUCGUACCAUUCCACACUUUGUUUUUCACUUUGUGUGCAGAUGUUAUUGUAGAAAACACUGGCACUUGUCAAGUCUCAGUGUUUAAAAAUGUGAGACUAAAAUUCAAAAUCUGGAUUCUGAAGAAGAAAAAAAUUAUAAAAUGGGAUGGGUGGAUUUGAAUUGGAAUGUGGCCAUGCUAUUCCCUCAUUUUAAAAUCCCUCUGAACGGCCUUACAAAUGAUUUCACAGGAUCAUCACUCAUGUCCUUAUCUGACCAAAUGUCCUCCGUUUUAAUUUAAAUCAACAUUCCUUGAAAUUCAUCUAGUUUACAUGUUUAAUGCCUCAGGGUUUCAGGGUGGCCUGUUGUUUAGCAUACUGUCCUGUAUCCAAAAGAACACAGUUGUUUGAUCCCUGCUGUCCUCACAGAACACCAGAACACCAAUCCAGCAGCUUGUUGCACCAGCUGUCAUCUGAGUGUCCACUAAAUCUCACAACAUAUUCAAACUUAGCAUAGUUAUCACAUAAAUUAUUACUAAAUUGUGAUUUAUGUGUUACUAAAAUAAAAGCGAUUGCACCAUGGAGAUAACAUUACAACAUAACUCUAAGUGAUAGCUAAAUAGCUGCACAUGCCCUAGGGUAGGUGUAAAUCAUAAAAUGUCAGGAUUAUGCUCACUAAAUAUAAAAAAGCCAAUUUUCUGCCACCCAGUUACAUUUGUUUCAUUAAUUGCAGCCAUGUUGCAACACUGUUAUCCAGUAGACACCCUAUUGAUAUAUGAUAGUUCAGUAUCAAACUAGCCAGCCAGAAGAUAAUGUGCACUGUAACCAUGACAGUGGAACUCUUUGAUUGUUGAUUGGCCAAUUGCCUUAUUUCUGACUUUGCAUUCAAAUUAGUAAUGUCCAAUCCUGGUGCAAUUAAUUUUAGUCACUGAUUGACCAUCAUGUCAAGUUUAGACCCUAAUCGAGGAGAGAACUUGCACAUAGCUGGUGUCACCUCGUCUUAUAUAAAGACAUAUAUAAGAAAAUAUGAUCCCGUUGUCACAUCUGGAUUUAUCUUUUCUAAAAAUCUCAGCCAGACUUAAAGGAGUACAUUUUAUAAUUUUGACUGAAUUUAUAUGACCUCUACUCACAGAGUGAUGCUGCUUCUCUUUGUAGAUGGGCAGAGAAGUCAGUGUUAACUGUUUCAUGCUUGUGUCAUCCACCAAUUUGUCAGUUUAAAAGAACAACAAGGGCAAUGUGUGGGUUUGGAUCCAUGCUUGCAGUAAAUUGUCUGCCAUAAAGUAAGUUUUACACUGAGUACCCAAAAGAAAAAACUAUGGUAGUAGAAGCAUUGUUGUGCAUCACAUUUCUUUUGUUUUAUUUAGUAUGGUUUCAGUUCAUAGCCAUGUGUAAGAUAUGUACUUUUUCUGUACAUUCCCAUUAUAUCAGACACCAACACAAACAUCACUUUCUCGUGUAUAUUUUUUUGUAAUUUUGGCAAGGCUUGUUUCCAGAAACAUUUUCACAUGAUUGUGAUAGGUCAUGCAUAAAGAGGUAUUUGUGGUUGGAAUAUGAAAAUGCUCAGGCUACCCUGAAUGUCACCUUAACUUUGAUACACUGACAUCUCUGUGCAUGUAAACACACUUGAUGAGAUGCUUUUUGGUAACCCCUCCCAGAACAUUCCCAGAACCUUCGCACAGCAGUGCCAGUCAUGGGGUUUCUACUGCUGAAAGCUUUGGUUUCUCAAAAGGAGCCAAAACUAUCAAUGUCUGGCUACUCUGGCCAUCUGUCUUCACUGUUAGUCUUAACACAAUGUCCAGUAACAAAAAAAGCACCAAUGUUCCAUUUUCUUAUAAUUUCCAUUUAUUAGGAGGGGGCAUAUCUUUUUGUUUUAACCCUCAUAGUUCAGUCCAGCCAGGUCCGAAACUGUUUAUUUAGGUGGCCUGGUCUGACUCCACUCCAUUCCUCUUUUCUCUCUGCAUGAUCUGUAUGUCCGCAUGCACUGCCUACCUGCCUGUCUGUCUGUCCCAUAACACAUAUCAGCACAAGAGCACUGAAGGACAUUAGUACUUUCACUGUAUCCAAACUGUCUUAUCUCUUUUACUGCUUUUUUGUUUCUGCUGGGGAGGAGUUGGGGUGCUUUCCAUGUUGUGCUUUUAGCUGUAGGAUAUGGAAUCAUCAAGCAAAGGCUUCGGUUGAAUAUUUUACAAAAAAGGAGUAAAAAAAAAAAAAAAAAAA